This is a messenger RNA of Anopheles cruzii, 1165 nucleotides long. Its product is annotated as zinc carboxypeptidase A 1-like. Bases 1 to 1041 code for a protein of 346 amino acids. Gene Ontology annotation, biological process: proteolysis. The transcript has 5 exons. Gene Ontology annotation, molecular function: zinc ion binding; metallocarboxypeptidase activity. The record is from RefSeq and is a predicted model, not a curated record. Lineage: Eukaryota; Metazoa; Arthropoda; Insecta; Diptera; Culicidae.
AUGAUCCUAAAGUUUGUUGUGCUGCUCAUUUGCCUUGGAGCAGGAUUGCUCCAGGCAGAACCUGUUCGUUUCGAUAAUUAUCGAGUGUAUGAAGUAUCCAUCGGCAGCGAAAAACAACUUGAAGCCUUCCAGUAUAUGGAGCGCUAUCCGGAUGGAUACAUCUUUUGGGAAUCUCCAGUGCAAACAAACAUGAAAAUUAAUUUGGUUGUUCCUCCGCAUAAAGUGGCCGAGUUUGAAGAACUGAAGCAGCAUCUCGAUUUCGAGAGCCGGCUGAAGAUCGCGAACGUGCAGAAGCUUAUUGACGAAGAAAGUCCCCAAAAGUCUAGACGCGCAUUGGGCUGGGAUGCUUAUCCCAGUCUGGAAGAAAUAAACACCUGGAUAGGUGAGAAGGUGGCGGAAUAUCCGACCAUUCUCUCUAUGACAUCGAUUGGUCAGUCAUACGAGGGACGGGAAAUGUUCGCUGUCAAACUGUCCUACAAAACCGGUAAUCCGGGAAUUUUUAUCGAGUCCAACAUACACGCCCGCGAGUGGAUCACCUCGGCUACGACAGAGGGUGGAGCAUCAUCCGUUCCAUGCACGGACACUUACGGUGGACCCGAACCGGGAUCGGAAAUCGAGACCAAAAACAUCAUGAACUACUUCAUUAGCGUCAAGGACAAUAUUCACGCCUAUUUCUCUUUCCACUCGUACGGGCAGUAUAUUCUUUUUCCGUAUGGACACACAGGAGCUGACUAUUCGGAGAACUACUACGAUAUGAUGGAAAUGGGAGAGGCGAGCGCCAUUGCUAUAUACGGAAAAUACGGAACCGCCUAUGAAGUAGGAACAACAGCUGAUGUAUUAUACAUCGCGUCGGGAUCUUCCCCUGAUUGGGCCCACGGUACUCAUGGUACACCCGUUGCCGCUACGUUCGAAUUCCGUGAUAACGGGUACCACGGGUUCAUUCUGCCCCCCGACCAAAUCAUACCAAACGCGAUGGAAGUAAUGGAUGGUUUGAUAGCCUUCCUGCGGAAAGGCAAGGAGAUUGGCUACUUCACGGUGUGAGGUAGCGGGUCGUUUUUUCUUGACACUCAUAUCAGCGAUCGUCGCGCCGUCGAGAUAACGAAGGUCAUGGAUUUGAUUGCGGUGUGAAACAAUGUGAUGCUUAAUAAUAAACAAAACGGAUCGG